Molecule: messenger RNA, 5709 nt
Organism: Fopius arisanus
Lineage: Eukaryota; Metazoa; Arthropoda; Insecta; Hymenoptera; Braconidae
Gene: PAN2
Product: PAN2-PAN3 deadenylation complex catalytic subunit PAN2
Exons: 12
Coding region: 281-4228 (1315 amino acids)
Biological process (GO): nuclear-transcribed mRNA poly(A) tail shortening; mRNA processing
Cellular component (GO): P-body; PAN complex
Molecular function (GO): poly(A)-specific ribonuclease activity; protein binding; nucleic acid binding
Source: RefSeq, a predicted model, not a curated record
GUUCGCAGGAUCACUCUUUUGUGAGAGCUGAAGAACAACAGUUUGACAAGACUUAUUAAUUAAUUCUCAGUACUUCCUCAAAAAUAAUUCGAAUUGAAAUGAUGAUUGAAGGAGAGUAAUUUUUUUUUAUACCUGUAGACAGGAUAAUUGUAUCCAGAACUGGAGAUAAUUCUGGAGCGAUCACCAGUUGCCAAGGCGACUGUUGAACAUUGUGUUAUGAAAAGUCAAUUGUUGAAGAGAAUUCAUUUAAAUUCUACAAUCGAAUCCGGAGGUGUUUAAAAUGGACUUUUCCCUGUUGAAUCAGUACGAUGGAACAGUUGAAGCUGAAACUGACGAGGGGAAUUUAAUCUGGGAGGAGCAGAGUUAUGAGCUCGGUGUUGAUGGGUUCAUACCAGCGACUGAACAAUUUGGGGAGGAAUAUGAUGGAGCAGAAUUCCAGGAGACUCAUACAUUGUUGGCAGAUGGGGGACAUCGAUUUGGAGUUUCAACUCUGGUCUUUGAUACCGUUGAAGAGCUGAUGUGGAUGGGAAACCAAGGGGGUCACGUGACUUCGUAUUAUGGGUCAGGACUGCAGAAAUACACGUCUUUCCAAGUGCACGCCUCCCAGGAAGUACGACAUAUUCACCCAAUCGAUGAGGGGAUAUUGUGCUUGACCCAAACAGCCCUCAGGGGACAACUGCGUCGAGGAAUACCCCUCUUCACCCACACAUCUCCAAAUAUGAUAGACAUGCAGUGCAUGCUUCAAUUUGGAUCUCGACUGCUAAUGGGCGGUCAUCAAGAAAAAAUCGUUGAUUUUGAUCUGAGCAGAGGAAAAGAGACAAGUUAUGUUCACGUUGGGGAGAAUGGUUGUGCAAUUUUGAGACAGCAUGGAAAAUUUAUCUGCGCUGGAAAUCCAGCUGGCAGAAUAGAUCUCAGAGAUCCCAAUUCCCUGUCAAUCGAGCACACACUUGACACCCACAGUGGAUCACUCAGUGAUUUUGAUAUCCAGGGAAAUUAUUUAGUGACCUGUGGGUUCAGUAAUAGUCGCCAGGGACUGUCAGCUGAUAGAUUCCUGAUGGUGUACGAUUUGAGACAAAUGAGAGCUCUCACUCCAGUUACCACCCUAGUUUAUCCAUUUUUGUUGAAAUUCUUGCCAAGUUACUCGAGUCGACUGGCAGUCGUGUCUCCUUUGGGCCAAAUGCAACUCCUGGAUACUAUUUACGCUGAUGUUCAGCCGUCCUUAACCUGUCUCUAUCAGGUUGCCACAGGAGGGGCUAUGGUGGUGUCCUUUGAUGUAUCUCCAACAUCAAAAUGUCUUGGAUUUGGGGACGCAGCUGGAUCCAUUCACCUUAUGGCCACAAAUGCCCCUGAUCCUCAGUUCAAUACAUUUUCAAGACCCACAGAAUUUGCGGAUCCAGUGGAAACACUCGAGACAAUAUCAUUUGAUGACAAUCUCACACCUCUAAGUACAGUUCCCAUGAUGUACACUGGACACACAUUAGCUAGUGAUUGGCCGGAGGAAUUCUUGAAAAAGAUCUAUCGGAAAACCCCCCCAAUAGAUUCAGAAAUACUGAAGACAAUGAAAAUGCAGGGAACGAUUGGUUACGCACCCAAUCCUCAGGCAUUCCGGAGAAACCAAGUACCUUAUAACUUGGAAAAACGUCGUGGCUUGGUGACAAAAUUAUUUACAGGUGAACCCAGGCCAAAGGCAGAGGACGGUACAUUCAUUGCGAUACCAAAACGAUAUCGGAGAGUUGAGGUGAAAUACUCGAGACUUGGGUACGAUGAAUUCGAUUUCGAUCAGUACAAUCUGACGAGUUUCUCAGGUUUAGAGGCGACUCUGCCGAAUAGUUACUGCAAUGCAAUGCUUCAGCUCAUGUAUUACUGUGAUCCUGUUAGAGGCGCUCUUUUAUCCCAUUCAUGCCAAAAGGAAUUUUGUCUGUCCUGCGAGCUUGGUUACCUAUUCCACAUGCUAGAUACCUCGAGAGGUACUCCAUGUCAAGCUGCAAAUUUUUUGCGCGCAUUCAGAACAGUUCCAGAAGCGGCUGCUCUGGGAUUAAUCCUGAGUGAUCUCCACCCUGAGGCCAGGAGGAAGACAAGCUUGAUCAGACUGGUUCAAAGCUGGAAUAGAUUCAUUUUGCAUCAGCUUCAUUAUGAAAUCUGGGAAACUCGAAAACGUCAAUUGGAGGAAGAGGAAGCGGCGCGGUCCAGAUCGGGACCGAAAUAUCCACCGUUUGUGUACAACGAGCAGGAUUUUCCAAGCAUUCUUCAAGAUCUAGGAUCACGAUACAAAAGCCAUGAUUUGGAUAAGAAGAAGAGAAAGAAACAUGAGGAGGAUGGUAAAUAUAUGUGGAUUGCGGCGAAAGAAAAAACAAAUAAAAAAACAGACGAGAGCGAAGUGCGCGAGGAAGAGACGGAAAUAAGCCGAAUGUUUGGAGCUGAGCAAAUUCACAUUCACCGAUGCCUGAAAUGUGGCCAAGAAGCAUCAAAGCAUUCAAUAAUGCUUUUGAACAACUUAAUUUAUCCAGAAGUGACUAACUCCAACGAGGAAAUACCCUUCACUAAAAUCCUCGCUCGGAGUUUAAAACCCGAGAAAGUGACGCCAGCUUGGUGCGAUGGCUGUCAAAAAUUCAGUCCAACACUUCAAAGUAGAAGAAUAACAAAGCUGCCAAAAAUUCUCGCCCUAAACUGCGGACUGGAUUCUCAGCAGGAGAAGGCGUUCUGGCAAAGCCAGAUGGACAUAAUCGUGCAGAAGGUCAUGAACGGGAAAGACUCAAGCCCUUCCUCAAGUCCCAUUCCUAAUACUGUAAAAAUGUGUCGAUAUGGCACCAAUUGCAAUCGCACUGGCUGUAGAUUCAGGCACGUGGGGAAGGACCCCCAAGGCCCAGCUCCAGGUGAGGCACAACCCUCACCAUCUUCAACAGCUUCAACUCCCUCGAAUCCAGGACAAGUAGCAGCACCUCCAAGUCACCUCUACUACUCCCAUUCCUGGAUCCCUCACUGCAUUGAAAUAUCUCUGGAUGCCAAUGGGGAGUUGUCAGUUGGAAAACUUGACAAGAUAAAUAGAGAAGUUGUUAACACGAAGCCUCUGAUCGUCGAAAAUGGUGAGGGAAAAAUAACGCCAGGUGUGGAGAACGAUGGAGACAGAUCAUCACAAGUGAAUUCCAAUUUAGAGGAUAUAAAGUACGAGGAGGAAGUGAAGCAUGAUCCUCAAACUGCUUGCCCCAAGGUCGAGAAGAUCCAGUACACAUUGACUGGAGUUGUCUGUUAUGUUGAUGACAAAAGCAGUGAGGAGAGACGUCAUGUGGUGGCACUUAUCAGAGUGGGACCGAAUUAUCAUGAGAGAUCGACUGGGAGUGCAGUGGCCCAGUGGUACCUGUUCAAUGAUUUCAGUAUAUCAGCAGUGACUCCCCAAGAGGCUGUCUGGUUUAAUCUAGACUGGAAAGUUCCCUGUGUCCUUCAUUACACUGCUGUACCAGCCCCAUCACCACCAGAGCCUGUGACAUUCGUCAGUCCUCUGACUUCUGAUGUUUUUGGUGAGGACAAAUGUGUCGCAAGGAGUGGAGGCACCAGGGGUAUUACUUUUACACCGUUGACUUCUGAUGAGAUGCCGAAGAAGGGAGAUCUUGUGGGGAUUGAUGCCGAAUUCGUUACGCUGAAUCAGAAAGAGUCCGAGUUGAGGAGCGAUGGCAAGAUGUCGACCAUCAAACCGAGCCACAUGUCCGUUGCACGGAUCACCUGCAUCAGGGGGCAGGGACCACUGGAGGGGACUCCUUUUAUCGACGAUUAUAUCAGCACGCAGGAGCAGGUGGUGGAUUAUUUAACGAAAUUUAGCGGAAUACAACCUGGCGAUCUAGAUGCUAAUUUUAGCAGCAAACACUUGACGACACUCAAGUCGACUUAUCAAAAAUUGAGAUUUCUCGUGGAUAAUGGAAUUAUUUUUGUCGGGCAUGGACUCAAAAAUGAUUUUCGCGUUAUCAAUCUCGUUGUUCCCUCGGAACAAAUUGUAGAUACAGUGUUGUUAUUUCAUUUACCUCAUCGCCGUAUGGUUUCAUUACGGUUUUUAACGUGGCAUUUCCUUGGGAAGAAAAUUCAGUCCGAAACUCAUGAUUCCACUGAGGAUGCGCGAGCUGCUCUUGAGUUGUAUCACAAGUACAGGGAUUUGGAGGACUCUGGAAAAUUAAUGGAGGCCCUUCAACAGUUGUACGAUGUAGGAAAUGAAUUGCAGUGGAAGGUUCCAGAAAGCUGAGGCAGGGACGAAGAUAUUUUCGAAGAAGACCUCAAUGCAGAACUAAAAAAUCCUCACAUUUGAAAUAUUUCAACAUUCCUGUAAUUUUACUUUUCCUUUCAACUCUCAAGUCUACAAUUUUACAAUUGUCAUUUAUUUCCCAAUUUGUUGUGAUACUCCGAGAUUUCCAUUACGAGAUUAAUCUCCACUCAAUUUUAAAGAUUAUUUUUUCUUUACGUCUGAGCAAUGAGCCGUGGUGAGAAAAACAUUGAGAAAUCGCAAUCAUUGUACAUAUUUUUAAUUACUCGUCGAAUUUCAAUUGCCUGAAAAAUUUCAGUACGACAAAUACGUAAAUUAUUUUUAUUUUUGUAUGUUUUUGUAGUUCUUUACAGAUCAGAAUGUUUCCCUUGUUUCCAGUAAUAUUUUUCUACAUAAUAUUCCAAAGAGCUUUUGUAAAUGUGUGUUCAACUCACACACGGCUAUAAUAAUAAUCAUGAAUAUUAACUUACGUAAAACCAUUUAAAUGAAUAAUGUAUCUUUUUAUACCAAACAAUACCUGAAUCAUUGUAAAAUUUGUAGAGUAUUUUUGUAUCCGCUUUGAUUGACAAAUAUAAACGAAAGAUCGAAAGAACAUGUAAUCAUUUUUUGAGUUGUAGAUAACAGGAGAGGAAUGAAUAAACAAAUUGUUUAAUCCAAUUGAUAUAUCUAUAUAUAAUAUUUAUAUUAAACCUUACGAACUGUAUUUACAAAUGGAUUCUAAGUAGAUCGAUAAAAUUCGUACAUAAAAUUAAUUAUUGCGGUAGUUAAAAGCUAUUUAAAAUCUGAUUUAGUAUGAAAUUAAUAAUUUACACAUUGUACACGUACUCAGAAGGAAUUUUCAUUCUACUAAAACGUCCGGACGUUCACUAAACACAAGAUUUCUCAAUAAUAAAUACGCAACUUAUGUAUUGCCUCGUGAAAUUACUCAGAAAAAUGCAAAUGUUCCAUUCGUACUGAUGCACGUGGCAGUAGUAAUAAAUACUAUUAAUUGAAAACGCAUAAUAAAUAAUUAUGCGUACGGAAGAAAUAUUCAUUUUCCAUUAGAAAAAAAAAUUGGGGAACGGAUCGGGACAGUCCGAAUGAAACAAUAACAUUCGUUAGUUGCACGUGAGAUCUCUAAAAAAAAACAGAAUGAUUAAGGAAAAAUGUUAAUCAUAAGUUCUCCACUUUAAACCAGAAACUCAAGCUCCCGCAGCCAACAAGUAAGAAAUUAUAAUUAAUAUACGGUGCACACGCACUAUUAUUAUUCAGGAAGAGGGAGAAAAUUUAAUUAAAUUUGUUGAGUGUGCGUGGGCUUAAGUAGUUACGUAAUUAAAUCGUUUCUGACUAGAAACUUGUAGAUUGGGAGCUGCAGGAGCUGCAGGAGGAGUAUUUUAUGGCAGUUAAUCUUAUGAUUAUUUCAUGAAGAUAUUCGUCGACAUUUUUUUUUUAUCCAAGGCACAUGGUAGCGGCAUCAGUUGAAA